AUGGCGCACCCCACCCUCACAACAACAACCACAAAAACAACAAUAUCCACCCUCAAAACCCCCUCCCGAUUCCUCUUCAUCGCCUCCAUCGGCAACCCCCGCCCGUAUCUCAAAACGCGCCACAGCGCCGGCCACGUCCUCCUCGAUGCCCUCACGCCUCUCCUACCUGGCCGAUUUCCCCUCGUGUCGGGAAACCCGAACGUCGCGACGGGUCCGGUUUUCCAUACCACCUGGCAUAGCUCGUCGUAUAUGAAUGAGUCUGGGCCGAAGCUUGUGCGGCAGUUGAGUAAGUGGAUGGGCGCGACGCAGACGGAUGUGUUGGAGAGGGUGGUGAGGUCGGGGCAGAUUGCUGUCGUGGACAGGGGCGCGGACUGUGACGCGGAGCCUGAGCCGCAAACGCAGCCACCCGCCGGACCAAAGAACCCAGGACAGAAAAGACAAGCCCACAGUCAAGAACCGGAAUGGUAUCAACGCGGCAUAGACCCAUCCGCCCUAACCCGAGUCCACCCCACGUUAGUAAUCCUGCACGACGAGCUCGAGGCGCCAUUAGGGAAAGUCAAAGUGCGACGGGGCGGGCCCGAGACGGCGAGUCUGCGCGGCCAUCGCGGGCUGAUCAGCGUGAUGGAGAGUCUGCGCGGGAAAGGGCUGUAUCCGCCGCGGAGGGCCGGCGAUAAUAAUACUGGCGUCGCGGGCGAUCUGGCGGUCUUGCGGGUCGGCGUGGGUAUUGGGCGUCCUGACACGCGCAAUCGAGGCGAUGUUGCGAAUUUCGUGCUCACGGAGAUGGAUGCCGCGGAGAUGAAGGCGGUUAAGGCGGCGGCGAGGCCGGUGUUGGAUAUUUUGGCAGACGAGAUGUAUCGGGGGGGAUAG
Molecule: messenger RNA, 867 nt
Organism: Aspergillus melleus
Lineage: Eukaryota; Fungi; Ascomycota; Eurotiomycetes; Eurotiales; Aspergillaceae
Product: aminoacyl-tRNA hydrolase
Exons: 1
Coding region: 1-867 (288 amino acids)
Molecular function (GO): peptidyl-tRNA hydrolase activity
Source: RefSeq, a predicted model, not a curated record